GCCGCAGCUGCAGCUGCAGCCGCGGCCCGGCGAGGCGAUGGCCAAGGUGUCGGUGCUGAACGUGGCGGUGCUGGAGAACCCGAGUCCUUUCCACAGCCCGUUCCGGUUCGAGAUCAGCUUCGAGUGCAGUGAGGCCCUGGCGGACGACCUGGAGUGGAAGAUCAUUUAUGUGGGCUCAGCCGAGAGUGAGGAGUUUGAUCAGAUCCUGGACUCAGUGCUGGUCGGCCCUGUCCCUGCAGGAAGACAUAUGUUUGUCUUUCAGGCUGAUGCACCCAACCCAAGCCUCAUUCCGGAGACAGAUGCUGUAGGCGUGACCGUGGUACUCAUCACCUGCACCUACCGUGGUCAAGAGUUCAUCCGUGUGGGCUACUAUGUCAACAACGAGUACCCCAACCCGGAGCUGCGGGAAAACCCACCCCUAAAGCCUGACUUCUCCCAGCUGCAGCGGAACAUCUUGGCCUCGAACCCCCGUGUGACCCGCUUCCACAUCAACUGGGACAACCAGGAAGACAGGCUGGAGGCCAUUGAGAAUCAGGAUCCUGUGCUGGGCUGUGGCCUCCCGCUUAGCUACACACCAGUCAAGGGCCUGGGCCACCAGGGUGGCAUCCCCAGCCUCCUUCCUGAGAACUCAAUGGACUGCAUCUAACAGGGCCCCCAGGCCUCCCAGAGCUGUGUGGGGGCAUCUCCAGGACUUCAGAGCCACCAACUGCUUAAGACUCAUCAAACAUGGCCCCAGGGAAGGAGUGGGCCUUUCCCUGCCCAGCCCCCAAGAUCAUCUCAGUUCUGCUUAGCAGCAGGCCCUUGGGUUGCUUAUUCUCUUUGACGUGUGUCAUUCUCCUGUAGCAUCAGUUCCUCCUGCCGUGAGUACCAUGGACCCAAGAGUUUUCCUGUACUUUCUCGCCUUGAGGCAUUUUUGCUUGAUGCCUGGCAAAGGCCCUCUCAUUCCUGUCCCUUCCCAAAUAUCUGAGUGGCGCACCCUGGCUUCCUGGUGUCGCAGACAAGGCAUCUGGUUAGGGGGUAGACUCAGAUAGUCUGCCGUCCCAGGAGGAGCAAUAGGUAUUUCCAACCAGCAGCCCCUAGAAAACUCUGCCCAGAAUGCUAAGAGACAGUGACCACUCUGGGGAGAAGCUGGCACAUGGGAGGUACCUGCCAUGCCCAGACCGCUGCUCUCUGAAGCCACAGAGUGGUUUUGGGCACGGGAAGAAUCUGGCAUCCCAAAAACCUUCCUAUGAAACAUGCCCCCACCACCACCACCUCUGCAUCCUGGUUGCCUGUGCUACAUGGAAGCUGUUGUGACUCCUUUGUAUAUUAAAGUGUUUUUAUAUUAAAAGUGUUGGUUGGUCUAAAAAUAAA
Fukomys damarensis (Damara mole-rat) is the source of this 1353-nucleotide messenger RNA. RefSeq names its product anti-silencing function 1B histone chaperone (gene Asf1b). Gene Ontology annotation, biological process: DNA replication-dependent chromatin assembly. The transcript is spliced from 4 exons. The record is from RefSeq and is a predicted model, not a curated record. The coding region runs from base 38 to 646 and encodes 202 amino acids. NCBI's taxonomy places the organism in Eukaryota, Metazoa, Chordata, Mammalia, Rodentia, Bathyergidae. Gene Ontology annotation, cellular component: nucleus. Gene Ontology annotation, molecular function: histone binding.